Messenger RNA from Heterotrigona itama, 1514 nucleotides. The record is from the annotation of a GenBank genome assembly. NCBI's taxonomy places the organism in Eukaryota, Metazoa, Arthropoda, Insecta, Hymenoptera, Apidae.
GCAGAACGCCCUAAUUUGAUACCUUUUCAGGAUACUCAGUAUAGUUGGACAGAUGAUUUGCCAGUAUGUAAACAAUCUGGUGCGUAAAAAUUUGUUAAACUAACCUAAAAAUGUCCGUGUUUAUGUUUACAUUUCUUUGCUUUUUUUCAGGCGUAGGAUUUUCUACAAAUCAAAUCUAUCGCGAGGAUGGGUACAGACAAGAGGAACACCCGUUCGAAGAUCGAAGUUUUCAUUGCCGCUAUGACGAUUCAACAUUUCUUUAUGGAGUGUUUGAUGGCCACGAAGGUACCAAAGUUGCAAACUUUGCUAUGCAGCGAAUGGCUGCGGAAAUUUUACUUGGACAGUUGAAUGGCAAAUCAACGGAUGAAGAAAUUAAAGAAGUUCUUAGACAGGCAUUUAUAGCAGUGGAAAGAGGAUAUUUAGAUUCUAUAGGAGAUCUUUUAGCUGAACGAACCAGUUUGCAAUUUGAUAUACCAGAUGGACUGAACUCCUAUGAAACAUAUCAAAAGUUUCCUCAUUUGGUCGGUUUGGUUAAAGUGGAUAAAUUAAAUGCUUUAAAUUGUGAGCUAUCAGCAGGAACCAGUGCAGUUGUAGCUCUUGUAUAUGGUGGAAAAUUGUAUGUUGCAAAUGUUGGUGAUAGUAGAGCUUUAUUGUGUAAAACAGAUGCCAAUCAAGUGUUAAGGGUUGUACAAUUAAGCGUGGAUCAUGAUUUAAGAAAUGAAGAUGAAUUGUUGAGAUUAUCUCAUUUAGAGUUGGAUACUGACUCUAUAAGACAAGGAUCUCGUAUUGGAAAUCAGGAAACUACACGUUGCUUGGGGAAUUAUCUUAUUAAGGGAGGUUAUAGAGAAUUUGAAGAAUUAGCAUCUGCUACAGCAGAACCUGUUAUUGCAGAACCAGAAAUUCAUGGUGGAAUAGAAAUUGACGAUUCUUGUAAGUUUCUAUUGCUUAUGUCUCGCGGACUAUAUAAGUCAUUGGAAGAAGUAAUUGGAGUUGAUCAAGUUAACAUAAAAUUAAUUAAUUUUGCAGUUCAAGAGGUACAAUCUACUUUAACAGGAGUUGCUCAAGCUGUUGUAGAUAAAGUUGUAAGAAUUCAUCAUGACAUAAAUAUGAGUAAUUUACAAAGUACAGUAACUACUGGUAAACGAGACGAUAUUACUCUUCUUGUACGAAAUUUCAAUUUCCCACUUCCUCAUGCAUUGAAAAGUCCAACUAAUCAGUCUGUUAGAUUUAACCCGAUUAUAGAAUCUACUCAGAUUACAACAAUACCAGACAACGAGUAUUCAACUACGAGUGCUACAGAAGAAAAUUCCGAUUUUUCAACGACUGAAACUUCAUCGUCAUCGGAUAUAUAUCCUCCUGGCGCAAGACCAACGAACAGAAAUACUAGAAUUAAAUCUUACGUUAAUUUUUCUGAAUAUUACGAAAACGUUGAAAAGAGACGACGAGAAGGAACAUUGCCAGAAGGUAUCAAUUUUUGAAAAAUAUUAUUAUUAGUUAACUACGCCUGUAUAAAU